This is a messenger RNA of Penicillium manginii, 1827 nucleotides long. Its product is annotated as MIP/aquaporin family protein. Gene Ontology annotation, cellular component: plasma membrane. Bases 1 to 1827 code for a protein of 608 amino acids. The transcript is spliced from 2 exons. Gene Ontology annotation, biological process: glycerol transmembrane transport; water transport. Gene Ontology annotation, molecular function: glycerol channel activity; water channel activity. Lineage: Eukaryota; Fungi; Ascomycota; Eurotiomycetes; Eurotiales; Aspergillaceae. The record is from RefSeq and is a predicted model, not a curated record.
AUGGACGCGGAGGAAGGGAAUCUCAGGCGCCCGAGAGCGAUGUCUGGUGCUAGAGGUGAAGCGCCUACUUCGCCCACUAGAAGUGGCCGGGAACUGAGAGAUGAUGACGCUGUUUCGCCCACUCGACCAUUCCCAACAAUCGACGAGACCCCAGACGGCCUUCGUCGUCGAAGCUCCGCAGCAAGAAGUCGCCGUAGUGGAGUGCCGAGUCUCGCCCCAAGAACGACCCUGGCACAGAGAACGGCAGGCAAGUUCACUUUGGCGGGACCCGAUGACACUCCUCAGAUGGCUCUUGCCCACGAGCCAUUCGUGCAGCCUGGAUAUGCCGACCUGAAUCCGUCUUAUGAACAGCCGAGCAAUGCGAAGCCGGUGUGGUCGCUGGCUAAACCAUUGCCUCGCGUGGUACGACCAGGAAUGGUACCGACCAAGGAAGAGCUGCUCGAAAAGCGCGCCAAUGCGCAGCUGCCUGCGGAGAAUUCCCAGAGGAUUGGACUGGAAGUGGAUCCAAAUGAUUUGGAACAAGGCAGGAUCGAUAAGACCACGGACCCGCGAAAGAUGGCUGCACAGGUGGAGGAUGCUCGCCUGCAGCGUGAGGCCAACUUCAUGAACAAGGUUCUUAAUGGAGAAACAACAACCUCUGUUGGUGGAAGGCGCUCCCGACGCUACUCCCGGACGUCUAAUCGGCCAAGACGCCCAUCCCAAUGGGAAGAUCAGCUAUCGAUAGUGCAAGAAGGCGGGUCUCAAGCGACCGAUGAAGACGAAGACCGGCCCAAGCCACCCGACUAUCUGACCGACGAUCCACUUCAAACUGUCCCUGAAGUUCCGGAGCAUGUGAUAGAUGACGAUGAUCUGGCUGCCAAAAUGGAGUUCCCAGGCCUGGACCAUGCAACAGUCCCAGAGGAUCUACACCCGUUAAUCCAGGAUCUCGUUGAAGAUGAGAUUCAUAACAAUCACACUACCUGGUCCGUCAUUCGGACACACCACCGCGAGGCGUUAGCCGAAGCUCUGGCUGUCUUUGUCCAAUUGACUAUUGGAUUCUGUGCCGACUUAUCUGUGACUGUGGCAAACGCAGGAAACCCCAACACAACUUCAUGGGCGUGGGGUCUGGCUACUAUGAUGGGUAUCUAUAUUUCCGGUGGUAUUUCCGGUGCCCAUAUGAACCCGGCAAUUACUAUAAUCCUCUGGUUUUACCGUGGAUUCCCUAAGAGCAAGAUGCCUGAAUACUUCGCCGCCCAAUUUCUGGGUGCCUUUUGCGCAGCUCUACUCGCGUACGGAAUCUACUAUGAGUCUAUCACUGAGUACAUGAGCACUAACGUCGACGCUGGAAUCAUUACAAGCUUCGUGACCAACCAACGCGAGACUUGGAUCAGCCCUGCCACGGCCUUUUUCAAUGAAUUCAUCGGUACGGCUUUCCUAGUAGUGACUGUAUUGGCCCUCGGUGACGACCAGAACGCUCCUCCUGGAGCUGGUAUGAGCUCCUUGAUCAUCGGCCUUGUUAUCACCUGUCUGUGUAUGACAUUUGGCUACCAAACCGGCGCCGCCUUCAAUCCCAGCCGAGACUUUGGUCCUCGACUUGCUCUCCUCGCUCUAGGCUUCGGUAACGAUCUGUUCCUCAAUGCCUACUGGUUCUAUGGUCCGUGGGUGGGUGCAGUGAGCGGCGGCUUCUUUGGUGGUUUCCUGUAUGACAUGUUCAUCUUUACUGGUGGAGAGUCGCCUGUCAACUACCCGCUUGAGAGAACUCAACGGGCGAUUAAGAAGAGCCGUAUGAAGUGGAAGCAGCGUCUACAUAUCGGUAAGCAACAGCCGAAGAGCGUCGCUAUGCCAUGA